AUGAACAUGUCCACCAUGUCCGUCUGCUCUGACGCUUACACUGACGCCUCCUGGCAGGUAGACGACUGCCCAGAGAGCUGCUGCGAGCCCUGCUAUGCCCCCAGCUGCUGCCAGCCCAGCUGCUGUGCCCCCAGCUGUUGUGCCCCAGCCUCCUGCCUGACUUUCAUCUGCUCCCCAGUGAGCUGUGUGUCCAGCCCCUGCAGUCAGUCAGUCUGCACCAGCUGCUGCACGCCCUCGUGCUGCCAGCAGUCUAGCUGCGAGCCCUCUUGCUGCUCCUCCUCCCCCUGCCAGCAGUACUUCUGUGUGCCCGUGUGCUGCAAGCCCGUCUGCUGCCAGCCAAGCUGCUGUGCCCCCAUCUGCACCAGCUUCUGCACGCCCUCGUGCUGCCAGCAGUCUAGCUGUGUACCCGUGUGCUGCAAGCCUGUGUGCUGUGUGCCCAUGUGCUGCAAGCCCGUGUGCUGUGUGCCCGUCUGCUCUGGAGAUUCCUCCUCAUCCUGCCAGCAGUCUAGCUGUGAGCCCUCUUGCUGCACCUCGUCCCCCUGCCAGCAGUCCUGCUGUGUGCCCGUCUGCUGCAAGCCCUUGUGCUGUGUGCCCGUCUGCUCUGGGGAUUCUUCCUCAUCCUGCCAGCAGUACUUCUGUGUACCCGUCUGCUGCAAGCCCUCCUCCAGUCCCAGCUGCUGUGGCCCAGCAGCCUCCAGUGUGUCCCUGCUCUGCCGCCCUGUGUGCAAGCCUGCCUGCUGUGUACCUGAUUCCUCCUGCUGUGCCUCCUCCUGCCAGCCCAGCUGCUGCCGCCCAGCAGCCUCCUGUGUAUCCCUGCUAUGCCGCCCUGCCUGCUCCCGCCCAGCCUGCUGUGGGUCCUGCUGCUGA
Molecule: messenger RNA, 867 nt
Organism: Castor canadensis (American beaver)
Lineage: Eukaryota; Metazoa; Chordata; Mammalia; Rodentia; Castoridae
Source: RefSeq, a predicted model, not a curated record